UCACGCUCUCUCAAACUGACCGUCAACUCGAAUCCCCCUCCAAUGUGGAUAAGCUGUCAGGCCAGCGACCCGAAUAUGCGCGGUGUCGUAGGCUGGUGGACGAGUCCACCAUAGGGCGGUGCAGCUUCAAGUUCGUGGACGGGUUUCCCUGCAUCUACGUCAGGAACUGCACGUUCAUGGCGGUGCAUAUGCAUACCACCUGUGCCCAGCUUAUAAACUCCGAUUACCUCAGACUGGCAUGGGAUGACUCAAGAGCUCGCCCCGCACUCACCGCUGUCAAGACCAUGACUACAUAUACUCAAUGCGAAGGGAUGCAAUCCCGUUUACGUCCGCCCAUUGGAGUGACAGAACACAUCGUUGACUACGACUGGUACGAACCCCCGACGCUCUUGGCUUGUGCUCUCGUCUGCCGUGACUGGGCUCCCCGGAGUCGAUACCACCUGCAGCGGAAGAGGACUCUCACCAUCCGGAGCGCUGCAGAGCUCCAAUUAUACGGGCAUCUCCUGUCCUCGAAACACUCCAGACGUCUUUUCGCUGAAGUCGAGCUCCUGCGCGUCGUAGACGACCCGUCCAAGCCCUUCGUCCAUACGCUGCCGCUACAUCUCCCAGGCGAGCACCUCCCACAGCUGACGACGGUCCUCCUCGAAGGCGUCAACUGGACGACUGCCACUCCGCACUUCCUAUUCUUCGAGUGGCUAUCUCGCUUCACUUCCGUAUCGUCCCUCUGCAUCGAACGUUGUGUCCUCCGGCUGAUCGCACACACGCUUCGGAUCAUCAAGCACCUCCCAAAGCUGAGACAAACUGUUGGGAUGGACUAUUGCAGCUUCAUACCCGACGAAUGUGCCGUGGUCUUGAACAACGUCAUCGUCGGGGAGUCCACCCUUCACCUCCAGACUCAUCCCAAUGUGCUACACCAAAGCCUGGAGACAGUAUUAGAUUUCCACGGCGUACGGUGGAUCCCCCGCGCAAGGACAAUGUAUAUACCCUCUUCGGACCGGAACGAGGUUCCGGCAAGACACGUGGUCACCUACAAUGAUGCCUGUGGGCACAGUCGUCGAGAGACUCAUCAAGAGACACAGCGUUCGGUGUCCUUUGCGGAUAAACGUCCAUUGGUCGAGGAACCACGUUCCCUGCAGGAAGCAACAUCUGUAAUGUUUCCAUACCCCCACCCAUCGGACUGUGAACUUACUGGCCAGCACGUAUUCCAGAGUCCGGGAGCGGGGCGGGAGCAUACAGCCUGUAACGCUCUCAGAGCAAUGCACCGUACGCCAAAACCCGAGGCCAUGCUCACCGAUAAUGAAGGGGGAUCAGGCGCCCUAAGAACUGUGUACUGAGGUGAGCAUGAUGCGAUCAUGUGCAUGUACCAUCCCCCCCGGACGACGUUUUAUACCCAAAACUACACACGCCCGACAUUGAUAUCCUGCGCAAUAAUCACCCCGCCUGUACAAUCUGUGUGCCUAUUGUAGACGAUAUCGCCGAGCAUGUACUGUACUAGCAUUGCGCCUUUGCCUUCCAAAGCGCCAGAGUUGCGAUAAUCUUGUUACUACGUCCGUGAACUCUGCGGAGGCCAUAGUGUACCGGACAUAAGCCUCCAGUCCGACUGUCUGUAUCGUUUCUCACUGCAAUGGGC
Fomitopsis serialis is the source of this 1630-nucleotide messenger RNA. RefSeq lists its product as uncharacterized. The record is from RefSeq and is a predicted model, not a curated record. Bases 177 to 1334 code for a protein of 385 amino acids. The transcript is spliced from 5 exons. NCBI's taxonomy places the organism in Eukaryota, Fungi, Basidiomycota, Agaricomycetes, Polyporales, Fomitopsidaceae.